This is a messenger RNA of Wasmannia auropunctata (little fire ant), 859 nucleotides long. RefSeq lists its product as uncharacterized. The transcript has 3 exons. Lineage: Eukaryota; Metazoa; Arthropoda; Insecta; Hymenoptera; Formicidae. The annotation marks the transcript as partial. The record is from RefSeq and is a predicted model, not a curated record.
CGUAAAGAAAGAUGAUAAUGGGAAACACCUUAAUGAAUUAUUUACAGCACCAUUACAGAAAAUUACAGGCAAUGAGCUAUACAUGCAAUCAAUGUUGGCAUUAUUUGACAAGAAAAUUACAUAUACAAAAAAGAAUCUAACUAACUUACUGAUAAUGCUAAUUCUUCCUAUCUUUUCGGUGCUCCUAGACGCCUUAAGUUUCAAUUGGUUAACCGAUUCCACAGAUAUUAUUCCAUUAACUCUCAACAUGUACAAAUAUCCCAAAAUUUUAUAUUCGUCAAACAACGAAUUAAUUGGUCAGAAAUACAGAGACAUUGUUGAAUAUUUCGGUAUAGCAGAGCGCAUAGCUUCGAAUGCAAGUAUUAUUGAUACUCUUCUAAAUUUUUCCAUGAAAGAUAUUGUGGAAUACCGAAACAAUCUUAUCAUAUCCGCCAAAUUUAAUGACACUGAAAAUAACGUGACGUGGGCUAAUGGUUUUUAUUCCGGCUCAGCAAUGCACAGCGUGCCGUUAACAAUAAAUCUCUUAAGUAAUUCGCUCAUCAAAACUUUCGCUGGCAAUAAAUAUUCGAUUGUUGUGUCUAGACAAAAAUUACCGAAUACUAUAUUUAUGACUGCAAUGACAUCGCUGCCUGUGGGACAAUUUUCGGCCGAUUCCUUAUUAAAUUUAUUCCUCUUUUCCACUGUGUCACUUUUUGAAAGUUCGAGUCUAAAGCAAUUAUAUGCGAAACUGCAAUUAUUUGCGGUCGUUUUCAUAUUCUGUUCAUUCUUCUUUUCCACUGUGUCACUUUUUGUAGUGCACCCUUUACAAGAAACAGAGACAAAAGUUAAACAACUCCAGCGCUUGACCGGUGUCACAUCG